Messenger RNA from Nipponia nippon (crested ibis), 921 nucleotides. Lineage: Eukaryota; Metazoa; Chordata; Aves; Pelecaniformes; Threskiornithidae. The record is from RefSeq and is a predicted model, not a curated record.
AUGCUGACGAUAAAGCUGCCGCAGAUCUUCAGGGUCCAUCAGGUGCCUCGGAUCUUCUGGGAGGAUGGGAUCAUGUCGGGGUACCGGCACCCCAAGAGCUCAGCCCUUGACUGCGUCCUCAGCUCCUUCCAGAUGACUAACGAGACAGUCAACAUCUGGACACACUUCCUCCCGACCUGGUAUUUCGUGUGGCGCUUCCUGGUGCUCUCAUCCUCCCUGGACCUUUGCCGGGAGCCCUACCACUGGCCCCUGCUCAUCUACCUGCUGCUCGUCUGCCUCUACCCCUUCGCCUCCAGCUGCGCCCACACCUUCAGCUCCAUGUCGGCGCGCGCCCGCCAUAUCUGCUACUUCUGCGACUACGGAGCCCUCAGCCUCUACAGCCUGGGCUGUGCGUUUGCCUAUGGUGCCUACGCGAUGCCAGACCACUGGGUCAGCGGCGUUUGGCACAAUUACUUCGUCCCCGCGGCUGCUUUUAACUCCUUUGUCUGCACCGGCCUCUCCUGCUACUCCCGCUUCCCUGAGCUGGAGCGUCCCCGGCUGAGCAAGGUGCUGCGGACGGCGUACACCCGCCUCUUCGCGCGCCGCCCCGGCUUCCUCUUCGCGUCCCACCUGCCCAAGCCCCGGGCGCCCGGCCGCUUCGACUACAUUGGACACAGCCACCAGCUCUUCCACAUCUGCGCCGUGCUGGGCACCCACUUCCAGCUGGAGGCCAUCCUCUGCGACGUGCGCUCGCGCCGGGCCUGGCUGCGGGGCCGCCUGCCCGCCCCGGGGCUCCCCAGCACCUUUGGCACUGCCGGCCUGGCCCUUCUGGGCAACGCCGCCAUCAUCGGCGCCUUCACCGCUGCCUUGCCCCGGGCGCCUGGCAGCUCUGUCAGCCCCCCGGGCGUCCCCGCCGAGGCUGGGCGCUGCAGGGACCCGUGA